UCUUCAAUUCACCACCUUCUCCAAUUCAGUGCCCUAAUUUCAUCCCAAUUUCGCCGCCGACUAAAAUGCCGACGCCUCCGCCUCCUCUCCUCCUCUCUCUCCUCCUCACGCUCCUAAUUUCAUCCGCCGCCGCCUCGCCGAAGCACGAUCUGGUGCGGCGCUCGUGCGUCCACGCCAGCUACCCGGACGUGUGCCUCCGCACGCUCUCGUCGUCGUCCUCCUCCGGCGCGGCCGCGACGCCGCGGGAUCUGGCGCAGGCGGCGGUGCGGGUGAGCCUGGCGCACGUGCGGAAGGCGGCGGAGUACCUGGCGGCGCUGAGGGGGAGCGUCGCGCGGCGGGAGCAGGGCGCGCUGGGCGACUGCGUGGAGCAGAUGGCGGACACGGUGGACGAGCUGCGGAAGACGAUGGCGGCUCUGCGGCAGCUCCGGCGCGGCGGCGGCGGCGCGGAGUUCCGCUGGCAGAUGAGCAACGCGGAGACGUGGGUGAGCGCGGCGCUGACGGACGAGGAGACGUGCCUGGACGGAUUCAAGGAGAUCGGCGGCGAGGUGAGGGCGGAUGUGAGGAAGAAGGUCACGAAUGUGGCGAGGGUUACCAGCAACGCGCUCUAUCUCAUCAACCUCCUCGACGAUUAAUCGAUUGAUUCGUCGAUUGAUUAGUCGAUUAGUCUUCUUCUCCUUCUCCCUCUCUGCAUACAUAAUCCAGAUCUAGUUUAAUCGUUGGUGUUUUCUGCGUUUUUGUGCAUAUUGCUGUUGCUCAUGAAUUUCUCGUGAAGCUGGUUAUGAAUAUAUAUAAAUAUUUAUGCUCUACA
Messenger RNA from Salvia hispanica, 808 nucleotides. RefSeq names its product Plant invertase/pectin methylesterase inhibitor superfamily protein. The record is from RefSeq and is a predicted model, not a curated record. Lineage: Eukaryota; Viridiplantae; Streptophyta; Magnoliopsida; Lamiales; Lamiaceae. Gene Ontology annotation, biological process: negative regulation of catalytic activity. Gene Ontology annotation, molecular function: enzyme inhibitor activity.